This is a messenger RNA of Stylonychia lemnae, 3819 nucleotides long. Lineage: Eukaryota; Ciliophora; Spirotrichea; Sporadotrichida; Oxytrichidae. The record is from the annotation of a GenBank genome assembly.
AUGAACUCUGAGCGAAGGUCUUCUGUUUUUGCCUUCGAAGAUAAUGAUAAGCUUAAAGAAGAACCACUUCUUAAGCCUAGCAUUGGAAACGAUAUGUUUACAUAAAGAUUUUCUUAGCGAGAAGAUGAAAAAUAUCUUGUCAAUAGAAAGGAUACAGUAAGAUCAGACGAUAUGGCUGGCAGCAAAAUGGUAUCUUAUAAUGAAACUUAAUAAGAGAGAACAGACUCAGAUAACUUUGAUAGUACUUUACUGAUACCAAGGAGAUUUGAGCUUUUCAAGAUUUAUAACAAGAAGAGAGAUAAAAUAAAGCCUUUCUGCAAUAAUGAAAUAUCUACAUCAAAGUAUAAUCUGAUAACAUUCUUGCCUAAGAAUCUGUUCUUUCAAUUUAGGAAAAUGUCUAAUCUCUACUUUUUGUUAAUGGCUUGUCUAGAGCUUAUCAAAGAAAUAUCAGAUUCUAAUGGUGUGCCUUUGAUGCUAAUGCCACUCAGUUUUGUGGUACUUGUGUCAAUGGUAAAAGACAUAUUUGAGGAUUUGAAAAGACAUAAGAGUGAUAGAUUUGAGAAUAACCUAAAGGUACUAGUAGGCAAUCAUAAAACUGGAGAGUUUGAUGAGAAAAAAUGGAGAGAUGUUCAUGUUGGGCAAAUUGUUAAAAUCAGGCAAAAUGAAUUUUUUCCAGCAGAUAUUGUUCUUAUGAAUAGUUCUGCCCAUAAAGGUAUAUGCUACAUUGAAACGAAAAAUUUAGAUGGUGAAACUAAUUUAAAGCAUAAACAAUCAAAUAAAAUAACGAUUGAUAUGUCAAAGUCUGAUGAAGAAGUACUCAAAAACUUCUAGGGUGCUUAUGUAGAAUGUGAAAAUCCGAAUGAGGUACUUUAUAAGUUUGAUGGCACUUUAAUCCUUUAAAACUAGCCGAUUCCCUUGGGAGUAGAUCAAAUGCUAUUAAGAGGUAGUAGUCUAAAAAAUACUGAAUACAUUUAUGGAAUAGUUAUUUUCACUGGACAUGAGACUAAAAUUAUGAAGAAUUCCGCAAGAUCUCAAAAUAAGUUUUCAAAGUUAGAAAAAGCAACAAGUACAUACAUUUUGGUCAUUGUAAUCAUUCAAAUUUCUCUGAGUUUACUUGCUGCUAUUCUUAACUCAAUAUGGGAAAUAGUUAACUAUGAUAAUUUCCCUUAUAUAAGAGUAGAUGAUGCAGAUAAAUAUGGGUUUUUUAAAAAUCUAAUAAUAAAGUUGGGAACAUGGUUUUUGAGUCUCUCAAAUAUAGUUCCAAUUUCAUUGCUUGUGACCCUUGAAUUGGUUAAGUUUAUCUAGGCUACAUUCAUCUCUUGGGACAUCUUAAUAUAUGAUUUAGACAAAGACAUGCCAACUAAGGCUUAAUCAUCAAAUUUAAAUGAAGAGUUAGGCACUGUUCAUUAUAUUUUCUCCGAUAAAACUGGUACUCUAACUUAAAAUGUCAUGGAAUUCAAGAAAUUUUCGGCUGGAAAAUACUCCUAUGGAAAAUCUAGCCCUUAAUCUGACCUUUACGAGCUUAAAAGAAAUGGAAUUACAAAUGUAAAUUUUGAAGAUCAAAUGUUCAAUGAUCAUUUUAAUGAUCCCAAUCAUCCUAAUCAACAGUAUCUACAAACUUUCAUAGAGGUUUUAGCCGUUUGCCAUACUAUCAUUGUCGAGGAAAAAGAAAACUAAGUUGUAUAUAAUGCAUCAUCACCAGAUGAAUUAGCUUUGGUUAAUGCUGCAAAAUUCUUUGGAUAUACUUUCAAGGGUAGAGAUGAAGAUAGUAAUUUGAUUGUUGAUGUUUAAGGAAGAGAGAUCAAGUAUAAGCUUUUGAAUGUUAUUGAAUUUACUUCAGCUAGAAAACGUAUGACUGUCAUUGUAAGAACAGAGGACGGUAAAAUUAGAGUUAUGUGUAAAGGAGCUGAUUCUAUAAUUAUACCCUUAUUAAAGAAGAAUUAAAGUAUAGUUGAAAAGACAACCUAAUAUCUAGAUUAAUAUGCAAAAGAGGGAUUGAGAACAUUGCUAAUCGUAGAAAAAGAAGUCAAUGAAGAAUUCUACAAUGAAUGGAAUGAGGAAUUCUAAAUAGCCCUUGUUUCAUAACAUUAAAGAGAAGAAUAGAUAGGGAAGGUAGCAGAAAAAAUAGAACAUGAAUUUAUCCUUAUUGGAUCUACUGCAAUCGAAGACAAACUUUAAGAGGAUGUUUCAGGAACUAUAAAGUUCUUGAAAGAAGCUGGUAUAAAAAUUUGGGUCUUAACUGGAGAUAAAAUUGAAACUGCCAUAAAUAUUGGUAUAUCUUGCUAGCUGCUUACUUAAGAGAUGGAAAUAUUUAUUGUUGAUUAGAAGUCCACAAAAUAAAUAAUGCUAUAAAUAACCCAGCAUAGAAGGGAUUAAAAGCUGACUGAACUAGUCAGAGAAAACGGAGUUAUAGUAUCAGGAGAAGCAUUGAUUAAAAUAACUAAGAAUCCAAGAGUUAAGGAUGAAUUCUUAGAAUUAGCAAAGGCAGCUAAAGUUGUCCUUGCAUGUAGAGUAUCGCCGAAACAAAAGGCAGAAAUAGUAAGAAUGGUAAGAGUUUCAUAGCCUGAUAAAACCACAUUGGCCAUUGGUGAUGGAGCGAAUGAUGUCAAUAUGAUAACUGCUGCUCAUGUAGGAGUCGGUAUUAGUGGAUUAGAGGGAUAAUAAGCUGCAAGAUCUAGUGAUUAUGCUAUAGGAUCAUUUAGGUUCUUAAAACCAUUACUAUUUAUACAUGGGAGAGAAGCGUACAGAAGAAAUUCAUAUCUGAUUUCUUAUAUGUUUUACAAAAAUGUGAUUUUUGUGUUUCCCAUCUUUUGGUAUGGCUUCAUUUCAGUAUUUUCAGGCUUAUUUUUCUAUGAUGGUAUACUAUAUUAACUUUACAAUGUCUAAUAUACAAGUAUGCCAAUUAUGUUCUACGCAUUAUUUGACUUCUAACAUACGAAAGAAGAAUUUUUGAGAGAUCCAAAAUAUUACAAAAUAGGCUUCAAAGACGAAUGUUUCAACAAGUUUGUAUUUUGGAGAUGGAUAUUUUAUGGGAUAUGGCAAGGUGCUCUUGUUUUAUUCCUUGGAUUUAAUACGAUGGAAGAUGUUGAUGGUUCUUCAGGGAGAAACAGCUCAUAUAUUGUUGAUGCAUAAUUUGUGUACAUGGGAGUGGUAACAUUAGUAAAUAUUAAGAUCUUGACUUCUUCUAAUACUCAGACAUUCUGGUCAUUCUUCUUUUCAAUCGGCAGUAUCCUCACUUUUAUAAUAGAAUUCUUUAUCGUCAACCUGUUUUCAUCUUCAGAUGUUUACCUUCAGUGGAUAUUUGUGUAUGGCCAUCCACAAUUCUAUGUAGCCUUAUUUUUCAUAGGAGGAGCCUUGGUUUUAGUUGACAAUGGUCUACAUUUGGCUCAAUAUGAGAUUUAACAGUUUAUUGAAAUUCAAGAGCAAUACAGAACACGAAAAAUGAAAUACCUCAUUGAUCAUGACACAGCUAUUUAAAGAAGAAGGAUUACUAAGCUAUCUCAUCGUGGAUUCGCCUUUUCAUAGGAGCCAGGAUAAUCACCUUAGAUUACUGAUAACUUGCUUAAUAAGAUUCAAAAGUCUAUACAAUAUAAGUAUGGCUUCUCACCUAAGGUUGUUGAAUCCAAUACUCAGUACAAUCCUCUCGAAUAACUUGACAAGAUUUAAGAGGAAGAGGCUGAUAUCAUUGAACAAAAUCAUAUUUAAGGAUUCAAGCAGUCCCAUGAAAACUUACAAAAUAACUAUUUCCUAGAGUCAAAGAGUAGCGACACCAAUGAAGAUGAGAGAAAUAAAUCAUCAAUUAAUAUGGGUCUUUACUGA